Molecule: messenger RNA, 3354 nt
Organism: Kwoniella shivajii
Lineage: Eukaryota; Fungi; Basidiomycota; Tremellomycetes; Tremellales; Cryptococcaceae
Product: plasma-membrane proton-efflux P-type ATPase
Exons: 15
Coding region: 1-3354 (1117 amino acids)
Biological process (GO): regulation of intracellular pH; proton export across plasma membrane
Cellular component (GO): plasma membrane
Molecular function (GO): ATP hydrolysis activity; ATP binding; P-type proton-exporting transporter activity
Source: RefSeq, a predicted model, not a curated record
AUGGCUUUAACACAUCGAAAGAACCAUAAGAAGGACCCCGAGUCGGGUGAUGCUGAUGCUGAAGCUAAGCGAAAUGAGGAAGAAGAGAAGAAGAAAUACGAAGGAGAAGAAUACGAUGUCUUACUUCGAUACGUCGAAGAGCAAAAACAGAAACUCAAAAAUAAGAAAGACGAUGAUGGAGAUAAAGAUGAAGAAAAUGUUAAAUAUACAAGGAAAUGGUAUACACCUUGGAAAAAGACCAAAGUUGAAUCUGGUAAUAAAAAAGUUCCUUCUGAAUGGCUAGAAACUGAUAGACAAAAAGGUCUUUCAUCUUCUGAUAUUGAUGAAAGAAGGAAACAUUCAGGUUUCAAUGAAUUGGAAAGUCCAUCUGAAAAUCAAUUCAUCAAAUUCAUCUCAUACUUCAGAGGUCCUAUUUUGUACGUCAUGGAAUUAGCUGUUCUCUUGGCUGCCGGUCUUAGAGAUUGGAUCGAUUUCGGUGUUAUUAUCGGUAUACUUUUCUUGAACGCUGCUGUCGGUUGGUAUCAGGAAAAACAAGCAGGAGAUAUUGUUGCUCAGCUCAAAGCUGGUAUCGCUAUGAAAGCUACAGUCGUUCGGGAUGGUAAAGAACAAGAAAUCGAAGCUAGGGAAUUGGUUCCGGGUGAUAUCGUCGUAUUAGAAGAAGGUGUCACUAUCGCCGCUGAUGCAAAGAUUGUUGGUGACUACGACGAUAAGGACGGAGCCAAGUCAAAGGAGAUCCUUGAUCGACAUGAAAAGACAAAGAAAAAGGGCAACAAUUCCGAUUCCGACAAUGAAGAGGACGAAAAUGAUGAUGAUGGACCAGACAAGGGUCCCUCAGUCAUGUCAGUCGACCAAUCUGCUAUCACCGGUGAAUCAUUGGCUGUCGACAAGUUCAUCGGCGACGUGGCAUACUAUACUUGUGGUGUUAAAAGAGGAAAAUGUUAUGGUGUUGUCACCGUUUCCGCCAAAGGCUCUUUCGUAGGUAGAACUGCUGCUUUAGUCUCUAAUUCAAACGAAGUUGGUCAUUUCCAAAUUGUAUUAGGUGGAAUUGGUACUACCCUUUUGGUAAUGGUCAUUGCAUUCAUCUUCGCUGUUUGGAUUGGUGGUUUCUUCCGAGGAACAAAAAUCGCUUCCCCCGACCAAAACAAUCUGCUCGUGUACGCAUUGAUCUUCCUCAUCGUUGGUGUACCUGUCGGUCUUCCAGUGGUCACCACUACUACCCUUGCGGUCGGAGCAGCUUAUCUCGCUAGAAGAAAAGCCAUUGUUCAAAAAUUGACUGCUAUCGAAUCUCUUGCCGGUGUCGAUAUCUUAUGUUCCGAUAAAACUGGUACCUUGACCGCAAACAAAUUGUCACUCAAUGAGCCUUACAUCGCGCCAAAUGUGGAUCCAAAUUGGUUUAUGACCGCUGCUGUUCUUGCUUCUUCUCAUAAUGUCAGAGGUUUAGAUCCCAUUGAUAAAGUUACUAUCGUAGGCUUGAAGGACUUCCCCAAAGCUCAGGAAAUGCUUAAACAAGGAUGGAAAACUAAUAAGUUCACGCCUUUCGAUCCUGUAUCCAAACGAAUCACAGCCGAAGUAGAAAAAGAUGGCAAACACUUCACUUGCGCCAAAGGUGCACCCAACGCUAUUCUCAAAUUGGCCAAAUUCGAUCCUGCAACUGUAGCUGAUUACCGAAAUCAAGCUCAAGGAUUUGCUACUCGAGGAUUUAGAUCUUUGGGUGUUGCAGUCAAAGAAGAUGGAAAAGAAUGGGAAUUAUUGGGAAUGUUGUGCAUGUUCGAUCCUCCCCGUGCUGACACCGCGAAGACGAUUGGUGAAGCUCAUGAUCUUGGUAUCUCCGUCAAAAUGUUAACUGGCGAUGCCGUCGCUAUUGCCAAAGAAACCUGUAAACAAUUAGGACUGAAAACCAAUGUCUACGAUUCCGAAAAACUUAUUGGAGGCGGAAUGUCAGGAUCUGAUAUAAGAGAUUUUGUCGAAGCUGCAGAUGGUUUCGCUGAAGUUUUCCCUGAACACAAAUAUCAAGUCGUCAAUUUACUUCAAGAAAGAGGACAUUUAACUGCUAUGACAGGAGAUGGUGUGAACGAUGCUCCAUCGCUCAAAAAGGCCGAUUGUGGUAUUGCAGUCGAAGGUGCUUCUGACGCUGCAAGAACAGCUGCAGAUGUAGUUUUCUUGGAUGAAGGUUUGAGUACUAUCAUCACUGCCAUCAAGGUCGCGAGACAGAUUUUCCAUAGAAUGAAAGCAUAUAUCAUUUACCGUAUCGCCCUUUGUGUACAUUUACAAGUUUAUCUAAUGCUUUCUAUCUUGAUCAAAAACGAGACUAUUAGAGUAGAUUUGAUCGUUUUCUUGGCUAUUUUCGCGGACGUAGCUACCAUUGCUAUCGCUUACGAUCGAGCCCCUUAUGCCAGACAACCUGUUGAAUGGCAAUUACCUAAAGUCUGGAUUAUCUCUACCAUUAUGGGUCUUCUUCUUGCGGCAGGUACCUGGAUUAUUAGAGGAACUUUGUAUCUUGAAAAUGGAGGUAUCAUCCAGAACUUUGGCUCAGUGCAGGAAAUCCUGUUCCUCGAAGUUGCUCUUACCGAAUCAUGGGUUAUCUUCAUUACUCGACUCGCGCAAGAAAAGGGUACUCCCAACGUUUUCCCAUCCUUCCAACUUAUCGCUGCUGUGUUUGCUGUUGAUAUCUUAGCGUCCUUCUUCGCUGCUUACGGCUGGAUCUCUGGCCCCGCCAUUGAACAUGGUGGAUGGGUUGACAUUGUCACUAUAAUUAAGAUUUGGGGAUACUCAUUCGGUGUAACAGUCGUCAUCUUACUUGUUUACCUCGUUCUCAACAAGGUGACUUGGUUAGAUAACAUCGGCAGAGUAACAAGAUCCAAACGAAAUGAGAAAUUAGAGAACUUUUUGACUGAUCUUCAAAGAUUGACCAUCGUACAUGAAAGUGAUCAUAAUGGAUCCUAUUUCAGGUUUGCUUCAGGUGGAUCUGGAUCAGCCACACCCAAGAACUCGUCUUCCGAUGGAAAUAAAGGUGAUGGCAAAGACAAGAAAGGACAAGCAAAAGAUGCUAAAACCAAAAAGGAUGCACAAGAUGCCAAAAGCUCAAAACCAGAUGACAAAGGUAAAGGUGUUGAAGGUGGUGAUAAAACGUUAUCAGAUCAUGCAGGAAAAGGCGAUCAAGCUAUUCAACAAAAGAAAGAAGAUGAUCAACCGAAACGAGAUAUGUCGUCAAAAGGCAAACCUCAAGUUGACACCAAACCUGUAGGACAAGGACAUAAUUCUCUACCAGAUGAAAAAACUCAACCUACCGCGACACAAGGUCAAAGUCAAAAAACAGACGAAGAAAGUUCAGAAGGUACUCAUGUCGAACCUUGA